Messenger RNA from Panicum hallii, 944 nucleotides. RefSeq names its product profilin-A-like. The coding region runs from base 304 to 699 and encodes 131 amino acids. Lineage: Eukaryota; Viridiplantae; Streptophyta; Magnoliopsida; Poales; Poaceae. Gene Ontology annotation, molecular function: actin monomer binding. The record is from RefSeq and is a predicted model, not a curated record. The transcript is spliced from 3 exons. Gene Ontology annotation, cellular component: cell cortex.
UGGCAUGCAGCGCUCCGACACUUCAGCGCAUCCAUGGUCGAGCGCUCCGAUAUCCACAUCCUUCCUGCGGCGGAGUGAGCAAGCGCCCCCCCGAAAGACGGCGAGGUCGACGGGCGCGAGGAGACGAACGUGUGGCCGGAGCGAGCGCGGGGAUCCGGUGCUCCUUCCACUCCCCGAUCUAUUUAUGCCACCCGCUAACUGCAUCGCAACUAGAACUCGUCGGUGCAGAGAGAGUCCCCUAUCUCGAUCCCUCUCUCGAUCCGUCCUAGCUAGCAAGCAGCCCCACGAGCAAGGAAGGCGAAGAUGUCGUGGCAGACGUACGUGGACGAGCACCUGAUGUGCGAGAGCGAGGGCCACCACCUCACCUCCGCGGCGAUCGUCGGCCACGACGGCACCGUCUGGGCUCAGAGCGCCGCGUUCCCGCAGUUCAAGCCCGAGGAGAUGGCCAACAUCAUGAAGGAUUUCGAUGAGCCGGGGCACCUCGCCCCGACCGGCCUGUUCCUUGGACCCACGAAAUACAUGGUCAUCCAAGGCGAACCUGGCGCUGUCAUCCGUGGCAAGAAGGGAUCUGGCGGCAUCACGGUGAAGAAGACUGGGCAGGCACUCAUCAUUGGCAUCUACGACGAACCGAUGACUCCCGGGCAGUGCAACCUGGUGGUGGAGAGGCUCGGCGACUACUUGAUUGAACAAGGCAUGUAGCCGCCUAGAUGAUGGAUGGUUCCAAUAACAAACACAUUGCAUGUUGCCGCGUUUGCCUGGGCCUGGCCCUUGUUACCACUCUGCCUAUUGCUCCUCUGAACAUUUUCAAUUCUGACUUCGUCGCUUUGGUUCACAAUUUUUCGAUCAUUUUGGCUGCUGUAUUGUGACUCGUGUGUAAUGAACACUCUUACGAGUGUCUUCGUCUAGUUUGUAAUGCAGGCACUAGGCAGAUAUAUUUUGUGCAA